Molecule: messenger RNA, 2640 nt
Organism: Eruca vesicaria subsp. sativa (arugula)
Lineage: Eukaryota; Viridiplantae; Streptophyta; Magnoliopsida; Brassicales; Brassicaceae
Source: the annotation of a GenBank genome assembly
AUGGAGCAUCUGGUGGGAAACAAGUUUCGGCUCGGACGUAAAAUCGGAAGCGGUUCUUUUGGAGAGAUCCAUCUCGGUACUCAUAUUCAAACCAAUGAAGAAGUGGCUAUCAAGCUUGAAAAUGCAAAGACAAAACAUCCACAGCUGCUCUAUGAGUCCAAGUUAUACAAACUCCUACAGGGAGGAACUGGUGUUCCAAAUGUGAAGUGGUUUGGUGUUGAAGGGGACUACAAUGUUCUGGUCAUGGAUUUACUUGGCCCUAGUCUUGAAGACUUGUUUAAUUUCUGUAGCAGGAAACUUUCUCUCAAGUCCGUCCUCAUGCUUGCUGAUCAAAUGAUAAACCGUGUUGAGUAUUUCCAUUCGAAAUCUUUCCUUCACCGAGAUCUCAAGCCUGACAAUUUCCUCAUGGGGCUAGGAAGACGCGCAAACCAGGUAUACAUCAUCGACUUUGGUCUUGCUAAGAAGUACAGGGAUAACACUACUCAUCAGCACAUUCCUUACAGAGAAAAUAAGAAUCUCACUGGAACUGCAAGAUAUGCUAGUAUGAAUACUCACUUGGGAAUUGAACAAAGCCGAAGGGAUGAUCUCGAAUCUCUUGGUUACAUUCUCAUGUAUUUCCUUAAAGGAAGUCUACCAUGGCAAGGACUUAAAGCAGGAACCAAGAAACAAAAGUAUGAGAGAAUCAGCGAAAAGAAAGUCUCUACAUCCAUUGAGUCUUUAUGCCGUGGCUACCCAUCUGAAUUCGCAUCUUACUUCCAUUACUGCCGCUCGCUUCGGUUUGAUGACAAACCGGAUUACGGUUAUCUCAAAAGAAUAUUCAGAGAUCUCUUUAUCCGCGAAGGGUUUCAAUUCGAUUAUGUCUUUGACUGGACCAUACUCAAGUACCAACAGUCACAACUGACAGCUCCUCCAUCCCGUGGACUUGGCACUCCUGCUGCUGGAACCAGUACGGCUUUGCCUCCAGGAUUGACCACCAUGGAUAGAUACGCAGGGGAGGAAGAUGGACGAAGACCACCGAUGGAUUCAUCAAGAAGGAGAAUGUCAGGAGCUCUUGACAACUCUGGCAACUUGUCAACUUCUAUUAGAGGCCCUAUGAUGCAUAGCUCGUCAGUGUUCGCGCAAUCCGCAGGAUCAUCAAGGAGAUUAACAUCGGAGGAGCAACAUAGAUCACGUACGAGCGGUGGAUUAAAAAACACGUCGGAAGGAAAGAGGUCUGCUUCCACCAGAAAACAUUACGACUCUGCGAUCAAAGGCAUCGAGACUCUUCAAGUCUCCAGCGAUAGAUCUGAAGGCUCUUCCUCCAAGGAUCUGAUUCUACGAAGAGUCUCCCUCUUCAACCAAAACCAGAAGGAAAUGGCAGACAACAAUCCACCACCUGAAGAGAACCAAAUCACCGCCACAAAUGACGACAACACGUCACUCGAAACCAUAGUCCGACGCUUCCAAGACUCAAUGUCAUCACCAGACUCAAAAACCCACAAGUUCUGGGAAACCCAACCCGUUGGCCAAUUCAAAGACAUCGGCGACACCACCUUACCCGAAGGCCCCAUCGAGCCCGCCACGCCCUUAUCCGAAGUCAAACAAGAGCCCUACAACCUCCCUUCCGUCUACGAAUGGACCACCUGCGACAUGAGCACUGACGACAUGUGUUCCGAGGUGUACAACCUUCUCAAGAACAACUACGUUGAAGAUGACGAAAACAUGUUCAGGUUCAAUUACUCCAAGGAGUUUCUGAGGUGGGCGUUGCGUCCCCCUGGCUACUACCAGAGCUGGCAUAUUGGUGUCAGGGCAAAGACUUCCAAGAAGCUUGUGGCUUUCAUCAGCGGGGUGCCCGCGAGGAUCAGGGUGCGCGAUGAGGUUGUUAAGAUGGCUGAGAUUAAUUUCUUGUGUGUUCAUAAGAAGCUUAGGUCCAAGAGGCUUGCUCCUGUGAUGAUCAAGGAGGUUACUAGGAGGGUUCAUUUGGAGAAUAUUUGGCAGGCUGCUUACACUGCAGGCGUUGUGUUGCCUACACCGAUCACUACUUGUCAGUACUGGCACAGGUCGUUGAACCCGAAGAAGCUGAUCGAUGUCGGGUUUUCGAGGCUUGGUGCGAGGAUGACGAUGAGCAGAACCAUCAAGCUUUACAAGCUACCUGAAGCGCCGGUCACUCCUGGGUUCAGGAAAAUGGAACUGCUUGAUGUCCCUGCGGUUACAAGGUUGCUGAGGAACUACCUUGGCCAGUUUGGAGUGGCGACUGACUUCGAUGAGAACGAUGUUGAGCAUUGGUUACUCCCGAGGGAAGAUGUUGUGGACAGUUACUUGGUUGAAAGCCCUGAGACUCAUGAUGUUACUGAUUUUUGCAGCUUCUACACGCUUCCGUCGACUAUCCUUGGUAACCCGAACUACACGACGCUGAAAGCUGCUUAUUCUUACUACAAUGUGGCCACUCAGACGUCGUUUCUUCAGCUGAUGAAUGAUGCGCUGAUCGUCUCGAAGCAGAAGGGGUUUGAUGUGUUCAACGCGCUGGAUGUGAUGCACAAUGAGAGCUUCUUGAAAGAGUUGAAGUUUGGUCCGGGAGAUGGUCAGCUUCACUACUAUCUCUAUAAUUACCGUUUGAAAAGUGCAUUGAAGCCAUCGGAACUUGGGCUUGUUCUCUUAUAA